Megalops cyprinoides (Indo-Pacific tarpon) is the source of this 4182-nucleotide messenger RNA. It is a transcript of the gene znf280d, whose product is annotated as zinc finger protein 280D. The record is from RefSeq and is a predicted model, not a curated record. Gene Ontology annotation, biological process: regulation of DNA-templated transcription. Bases 84 to 3152 code for a protein of 1022 amino acids. The transcript has 20 exons. Gene Ontology annotation, molecular function: DNA-binding transcription factor activity, RNA polymerase II-specific; RNA polymerase II cis-regulatory region sequence-specific DNA binding. NCBI's taxonomy places the organism in Eukaryota, Metazoa, Chordata, Actinopteri, Elopiformes, Megalopidae.
GUCGUAAACUCCCAGCGAGCAAUCCUGGCGGCGCCGAAAUAAUGCAUUUCGUCUGAUUAAUUCUACGCAAGAACGGUUGCAAAAUGUCUGAGCUUUUUAUGGAAUGUGAGGAGGAGGAGCUGGAGCCCUGGCAGAGGAGGAUUCCGGAAAUUAAUUUGGUGGACGAUGAUGACGACGACGAUGACGAACCCAUUUUUGUUGGGGAAAUCCGUAGCUCCAAAGUGACGACAAACACCAGGCCAAUACAAACCGCGUGCCAAGGUCCUGCUCCGGCCGUGAAACCCGUCAACCAGCGCCAGACCCCGCCCGCGGCCACCCGGAGCAUCAUGCCCGUUUCGCCUUUGGUGCGAGCUGGCGGCGGGGCCACAGUGACAGCGCAGCAGAGGGCCCCGCAGGUCCCGGCGACGCCGCAGCCUGUCCCCUCCUGCGGCCCCGUACCCAUAGUGCCUCAGCUCGCCGUCAGGGCGCCGGCGCAGUCCGUCACCAAGUCCUUACUCAUCCCCAUGGCUCCCCAGCCCGCGUCCCUCACCGCCGUCUCUCAGAGCGCGGCCCACGGCCUGCCCGCACAGCCCCCCCAGCCUAUCAUCAUCAACAACCAGGGCUAUAUAGUGGCAUCGCCCCCGAUAUCCAACAACUCCACAUUCAUUGCUUCUCUGGGGAAUCAGUAUCCACCUGGAACAUCUUUCACUGUGCUUCCAGCGGGACAGCAGCUGCUGCAGCAGGUGACCCCGACGAAGGCCGUGCCUGGGGUGGUCCACAGGCCCCAGGUGCAGCUGAUACAGAACAACGUCGUCACCCUGGCCAACGUGCAGACCCCCCCGCAGCCGAAGCAGCCGGGCGCGCAGUUCCAGCCCGCCAAGCUGCAGCCCAUCCAGAUGAACGCCACCACGCUCCAGCCCAUACAGGUGGUGUCCUCCCCCGUGCAGGGCAAGCUCCUCACCCCCGCCGAACCGCAGCCCUCGCCCCUGCUGCAGGUCGUCAGCAAUUCGGCAGGCAGUGGGACGAAUGCUGCUAAAAGGGAAUCCGCGCCGGACCCGAUGAGCAAUACCUCCAAAAGGACGAAGCUGGAUUCCGGAGCUUCACAAAAUGGGACACCUUUUAGAAAAAAGUGUCCAAGGUGCAAUAUUCAGUUCAACCUUCCAGGUCCCAUGAAAAAUCAUAUGAGGUACUGCUGCUCUCUUAUGAUGGACAGUGUCUUCCCCACAACAUCCAAGCAAUUUAAACCCGCCGCCAAGAACUGGGAAACUGACAAAGGGAAGCUCAUCAUGCUGGUCACUGAGUUUUACUACGGGAGGCAUGAGGGAGACAAGCCGCUGGACCAGGAGCAGAAAACCAACACCACCUUUAAGUGCAACACCUGCCAGAAGGUCCUGAAGAACAACGUCAGGUUCAUGAACCACAUGAAGCACCACUUGGAGCUGGAGAAGCAGAGCAACGAGAGCUGGGACAGCCACACGACCUGCCAGCACUGCUUCCGGCAGUACGCCACCCCCUUCCAGCUGCAGUGCCACAUCGAGAGCGCCCACAGCCCAUACGAGUCCACCACCAAUUGUAAAAUAUGUGAAUUAGCCUUUGAAACUGAGCAAGUGCUCUUGGAACAUAUGAAGGACAAUCACAAGCCUGGUGAAAUGCCUUACAUUUGCCAGGUGUGCAACUACAGGUCGUCGUUCUUCUCCGACGUGGAGAAUCACUUCCGCACCGUGCACGAAAAUACUAAAGACCUCCUCUGUCCGUUUUGCCUUAAAGUCCUGAGAUGUGGCAUCAGGUAUAUGCAACAUUGUAUGAGACAUCAGAAAAAAGGAAUUCACAAAUGUGGCAAGUGCAGGCUGAAUUUCCUGACGUAUAGGGCGAAGACGGAACACAGGGUUGAAUUCCACAGAACAUUUAAAAAACCCAAAACCUUGGAGGGGCUUCCCCCAGGAACCAAGGUGACGAUCCGUGCCUCUCUGCAGGGGGGCUCCGCCACUUCCGCCAACGCCCCCAGCAGAUCCAUCGUCGUUCCCAGCAGCCCCGGCUCCAAACCGCCAGGCAAGCCUCAGUCCAGCACGUCCAAGUCAAAGUCGUCCGCGCAGGGCUCAAGCCCCGGGAAAGCCAGGUCCGUGCAGAACAAGAGGCAGGAACGGCUCAACUCCAAGCUCCAGGAGCGUAGCAAUGAGGUGCUGAAGAAUGUCAGGAAUCACUUUGGAGAGCAGAUGUGUGUUGAAUGUUGCACAAAAAUCACAGACUUCUACACUCACUACCCCGCGGUGCUCAACUGUGGAGCGUGCAAGUAUCGGACAAGCUGCAAGAGGUCUUUUGAGAAUCAUAUGAUCAGGUUUCACAGUGCUGUCUCCAGGGACAGAUACAGAAAGAUGAAGAGGCCUCGAGGUAGCUUACGGAGCAUAACACUCGUUUGUCUGAACUGCGACCUCCUGGCUGAUGCAUCAGGGAGCGACCUCAUGAGCAAACACCUAAUCGACAGACCAAACCACACCUGUCAGGUCAUCAUUGAGAAAGGAAUUUGUCCCGAUGAACCAACAAAAACCGAGCUGGGGAAUGAAGCCUCUGCAGGGGACACCGACUCUAAGGGAGGCGAAACUCACUCUCGGAGUGAAGAUUUGGACCCUGCAGAUACCGGCAGAAGCAAAGAUGACCCUCCGAAGGAUUCUCAGUCCAAGUCAACCGCUCAAAGUGCUGAGGACAUUUUGGCAGCCAAGGAUUCAAAAACUGCUUCUGAGGGGACUGAAAGAAGUGACACUCAGCAGGGAGCCCAUGCAAACACGAAUGACGGGGACUCGCCUCAGAGCAAAGUGGGAGAGCUGUCAGGACCAGAGGCAGGACCAGAGGCCCCAGAGCAGGCCGGGAAGGAGGGGCCCGGGACCCCUUCCAGCCCCACCGGCCCCAGGGAUGACGGAGAGGCGGCCGGCAAGCCUGGGGACGACGUGCCCUUCGAGGACUUCCUGAGAAAAGCAGACAAGCGUGAGUCCGCAUGCGCGGACGCGGACGCCGGCGAGCAGGGCAGCGUCCACCUGGAGCCCCUCACCCCGUCGAAGGUUCUAGAACACGAAGCCACAGAGAUCCUGCAGAAGGGCAGUAGCCCACCGCCCGAUGGCGGCACCAGCGAUCCGAGCAGCCCCUCCGGUCCCGACAAAGCAGAAGAGCCCACAGCCUGACGGCGGACGCAAACGCAGGCGCCCGAGACUGACAUUUCCCCUUGCUGCACUCCCAGUCAUGUACUAUGGGAGGGGACAUUUUCUAUGAAGCUCUAUAUUAUGUCUCAGAACAAUGUUCUGGAAGUAAGUCAAAUCUUUGGCUGAACAGAGGGUGCAUAAAUAAAUGUGUGUGUCAAAAUGAACUUUGUAUAUACGGUUUUAAUACACUCCUGUAUAGGGCUGUACUCCUGCCAGGCCUCAAGCUAAAAAGUAAACCUUCAAUAGAAGAUGGACCAUUCAGUUGAAUACUGUUUUUGUGCAUGUGUUCUGAUUGUGUAUACAGAAUCACUGCUUUUGUUCUUGUUUUAAGUAUGUGUGUGGUAUGGACCUAGGAAGAUGACUCAAAAUAAAAGUUACGAUCCCUUCGGCAAGUAUUAAUAUGCUUUAUAGCUGGCAUGUUAUUCCAAAAGGCAGCUACUUUAGGCACAGUGUGUGUUGCAAUAAGUGUAAUUUUGGCAUGUAGCUAAGGAUACAUGUAAAUGCUCCAUAUUAUCUUUGUGUAGCCACAGCAGAGAUGACAACCGAUGAAAUACCCUGACCUUAAUAUAUUUUCUCCUUUUUUUUUGCUGAUAGAUGUAGUUUUCAUAUGCCGAUUUUGGUACCUUGCAUUAACAGUUCAUGGUUGCGUUAUGCCUCUUUCAGUAUUCUGUUCUCCUAGACUUUGUAUUUGUCUUUCUUUAACUUGCAUUGAGUGGCAGAGAGCCAAAAGGCUUCGGAGUGAAAGGUAAGGCACUCGGUCAGUCACGGCUGCUUUUACGGCCUGUGAAUAAACGUUUGGGUGAUCCUUCCUGACAGCUGUUGUGUAGAUGAUUCUUUUGAACGGUUCAGUUUACCGAAUCAACCCAACUUACUGUGUUCGUUUUAUCCAGUGUCCAUAUCAUGUCGGAAGUCCAUUACAAUGUCUGUUCUCAUAGCGUCCAUUUGCUGGAUUGUGUCAUGUUUGUGAACAAGGUUAACAUACACUAUAUGGACAAAAGUAUUCGGACGCCUG